GUCGGCUACGAGGCGGGGGGUGGUGGCGGCCGGGAGGCGGCGGCGGCGGCGGCCGGAAGGCAGCCCUCUUUUCGCUCUCCCAAGCCCGCUUUGCUUUGGCGGGUCGGUGGAUCUCUGAGCGAGGGAGGGACGCAGGCGGGGAGGAGGGAGGUGAAUGCCCCCUCUUCAGUGCCUUUGCACCAACAGCAGCAGCAAAACUUCUGAAGGUUUGGAGAAGAUUAUAAAGUAACGGCCAAGAAGGACUAUAGCAGUAUUAUAAUUCAACUUAUUAGACGUGCCAAAUCUCAAUAUGUAUCACUCAAUUUCUGGAGCUAGCCAUCCUUUACAAACUGAAGAGCAAGAAAUAGGAAUUGAUCCCCUUCAGAGUUAUGGGAACAAGCCUGAUGAAGAUGCGUCAAAUGAAAAUGGAAGAGUACAGCUUACUUUGGAUUCUGAUGGAAUAUUUUUAUCAUAUAGUAAAGAAUGGGAAGAAUUAUUUGUAAACAACAAUUACUUGGCAACGAUACGGCUGAAGGGGAUUAAUGGGCAGCUGAGAAGCAGCAGGUUCCGUAGUGUUUGCUGGAAGUUAUUUUUGAAUGUUCUACCUUCUGAUAGAAAUCAUUGGAUUACAAAAACAAUAAAAUCAAGAGCAUUAUAUAAUAAUGUAAAAGAAAUUCAUAUUACAAACCCUCGGAAAGCUGGACAGCAAGACUUAAUGAUCAACAACCCACUUUCACAGGAUGAAGGGAGUCUUUGGAACAAAUUUUUUCAGGACAAAGAACUUCGAAGCAUGAUUGAACAAGAUGUGAAACGAACAUUUCCUGAAAUGCAGUAUUUCCAGGAAGAAAAUGUGAGGAAAAUUCUUACUGACAUUCUCUUCUGUUACGCUCGGGAAAAUGAGCAGUUACUUUAUAAACAGGGCAUGCAUGAACUUUUAGCACCUAUUGUCUUUAUUCUGCAUUGUGACCACCAAGCUUUUCUACAUGCAAGUGAAGCAGCACAACCAAGUGAGGAGAUGAAUGUUCUUUUGAAUCCUGACUACCUGGAGCAUGAUGCCUAUGCAAUGUUCACCCAUCUAAUGAAAACAGCGGAACAUUGGUUUUCAACCUAUGAGCAUGAUAGUCAAAAGGAAAAAGAUGCUGUGAUGACCCCUAUUCCAUUUGCAAGACCACAAGAUUUAGGUCCAUCAAUAGCUAUUGUUGCAAAAGUUAAUCAGAUCCAAGAUCAUUUGCUAAAGAAACAUGACACUGAACUUUACAUGCAUCUGAAUAGACUUGAGAUUGCACCACAAAUUUAUGGGCUGAGAUGGAUAAGGCUUCUAUUUGGAAGAGAAUUUCUCCUUCAGGACCUUCUUGUUGUGUGGGAUGCAUUAUUUGCUGACAGCAUCACUCUUGAUUUAGUUGACUACAUUUUCUUAGCUAUGUUGCUAUAUAUUAGAGAUGCCUUAAUAUCAAGUAAUUAUCAGACUUGCUUGGGCCUUCUGAUGCAUUAUCCACCUAUUGGAGAUGUUCAUUCAUUAAUCUUGAAAGCCCUUUUUCUCAGAGAUCCAAAGCUCCUUUCCACAAGCAAAGUAAAUGGGAAAGCUGGAAAUAUUCAAGAAGUCAUCCUGCAAGAACACUUGGAAAAGGAAGAUGAAAUUCUAGUUUCUUUGGCUGGACUGAAGCAGAUUAAGGAUAUUCUGAAAGGCUCCCUCCGUUUCAAUCAGAGUCAAUUGGAAGCAGAAGAGAAUGAACAGAUUACAAUAGAAGAUGAUCAUUAUUGUUCCACCAAUCAGAGCAAAAGGGCAGUUGAAAAGAUAGAAAACCCCUCAGCUCCAAAGCAGUUUGUCCCUCUACUGAAGGAGGCUACUGAUCAUCCAGGUAGAAGUCCUAUCAAAAGACACAGUGAUGAUUACAUCCUAGUUUCUAAAAAGGAAGGAAACGUUUCUGCUUCUGACCAGGAACAGACUCUGCCAGCUUCCCAGGAUAUGAACAUGAAGAUUGAGGCCCCAUGUCACACUUCUUUAGCCUUCACUGAUCCACUGCUGGGAUCUAUGUCUGCCUCUUCAAGUAACCUAAGUUCUAGUCCUGAAGAUAGCAAUAGCAACAACAGCAAGGAUUCUGAUUUUACAAUUGUUAGCCCUCUUGAAAUGUAAGAAUGUUAUUCAAGAAGUUAGCAACUCCUGUGCCUCAAGACUUGGUCUGUUGGGAUUCCAGAUUUAUAAGGCUAAACAUGCAAGUGCACAGAUGCCAUCAAGGCAACCCACAUUGCAACACCAAACAUGUAAUGAUUGCCUUUAAAAUGCACACAUGUAAUAUCAAGAUGUAAUACAUGAGUGCAGAUAUUGUUGGUUUACUCCUAUUAACAGAUUUUUGAAACCUUGAAUUAAUAAAUUUAUAUUCCUUCAUCAUAUAAAAUAAAAUGCAUUGCAUAAUCUCAUGAAUUUAUCUGCUCAAAUAUAGGGAAACAAAUGAAUAUUAAAAUGAUUUCAGAACCUGAUAGAUCAUAGAAGCUAUGAGUAAAAUCAGAUAUUCCUGUCAUCAGACAAGAGGAAUGCUUGUUUCAAGUUAUAUCCCUCUAUUUGUCUGAUGCUGCCUCCUCAAUCAUUUUCUGAAGAAGAAAACAGCCAUAAUCACUUUAUAGAUGGUGCCGAACCAAUAGCUACUAUUCAUGCAAAUAUUCAUCCUUACAAGGUAAUACAAAUUCAAUGCCUUGAAACAGUUGGGAUUAUAGCUGUUCUAGUCCUGAAUUUGUUUCCUAACAUCUGGGAUGUAUUUUUAGUUAUUUCAAGACUUCUGCCAUCCUAUUUUGUCUAGGAACAAAGUUUUUGAGAACCUUAAUAAAAAGUCAUUUUUAAAUAUUAAUUUAAAGUCCAGGAUCUAUCUUUUCACACUAAGGACAGCAAGACUCCUAAGUGAUUGAAUUUCCAUUCUGACUGUAAUUCACUCAAGGGCAGAAUUUCUAGUAGAGAGCUAAAAUAUUUCUGGACACAGUCCAUACUAUUAUCCUGACAAUCACAAAACAAUAUUCAUAGGUUAGUGUCCAGUUUGGGGAGGAGUUAGUUUGUUGUUUUUUGGGAAUUUUAGUAAAUAAUGAUAGAAAUAGUUACAGACAUCAACUUUAAGAAACAGCCUAAAGUCUAACUUUAUUGAAGCACUCUGAUUUCUAAUUAGAUUCUCUUUGCUCAUGUGGCCAUUGCUAAUUCCAUACUUGCUAACUAUAUUGACCCAGAGAGAAAAGAAAUAAUGUAUUAAGGUUAAUUAGUCAAAAUCAUGGUGUUAUGCUGGUCUUUCUUCCUGGUAUGUGGUAUUCAUUCCAAGGAAAUUGCAUUUUCCAAACUGUUUUGUUGUUUGCAAGUUGAAUGCUAUUUAACUCACAGAGAAAUGGGUCUUGAAACCAAUAUAUCUUUUUAAUAUUCCAGCAAGCUUUCUCUGGAUUUAGUUAAGAAGAGAGACAUUUGUUCAAUGAUUUAGCCUCUAAAAACUAAUUCUCUACUGUAAUAGGUAAUCAACAGUUCUUAAUAGAAAACUCCCAUAGCCACAGUCUAAGCAACCCAUUAAAAAUGGCUUUACUGAAAAGCUUAGGUAUAUUAUAUCUUGAACCCUUGGAACUAAUGAUCACAACAGUGUAUAGUUUAACAUGAUCAUUUUUCCCCUCCUGGUUAGUAAUAUUCUUGGAGCUUUAUUCUUAAGCAAAACACUCCCCAUAUGCUUUAUUUUUAUUGGAUGCGCAAUACUGUAACCAUAAUCAUGGUGAGUGAUAGGAUAUGAGAAUGAGAACACUGCUGUAUAACAAUUGUCAUCAUAAUUUCCAUGAGCAAUUCUUUUCCCUGUGAAUAUGACGUAUGAAUCAUGAUAACCCAAAGUAUAACCUGAUCACAAACUACAGAGAAUGUGCUUACACAGCAUACAAUUCUUUUUGAAUAUUACGCUAGUAACUAUCUAGAUCAUACAGAUGAAAUUUGAAAUAUUGAAAAAUCUACUACUUUCUGAACAUGUUCUGAGCUUGAUGUGGUAAAUUUAACUGAAUUGACACUCCUAUAAUUCAUUUGGUUCACCUAAACUCACUUGGAUUUGUAAUGCCCUGUCCUUUAGCCAUAGUUUUGCUUCUAUAAAUUUACUGACAUAGGACUAAAAUUAUCAAGUAAUUAUAUAUGGCAAUUGUAUAGUUACAUGUUUAGAUAACUUGAAUGAGUUAUGAGAAGAUGCUUCCUGGUGUUUUAAAGUUAGAUAUAAUAUUGAGAGUUUCUAUAAAGAGCUUCAAAGUAUAUAGUUAAUAGAGUUAAUGAAGAAAGUAAUCACAUAACUAUUGAUUCAAAUGAAAAACCUAAAAGUGUUCUGUUUAUGCAAUUUUAAAUCUAAUGCUCUUUUACUUAAACUAUCAUAAAAUAAAUCACCUCAGGAUUCUGCCCUAUGAUCUGUGUAGAGUUAUUUAAUUUCCUUGAUUUUCAUGAGGAUGAUAACUGGUGAUUAAUUUGACAUGGCUAACCUUACUGCUUUCUGCCCUGAAUUUUUCGUUUCUUACCAUACAUUAAAAGUGCCAUUUAAAGCAAACUUUUUAAUAGUAGAAAAUGAAUAGGAAUAGAUGAGAAAAUAGUAGGUCACCUUUCACUAAAUGAAAAAAUAGUUGGGCAGAGGUUUGUUUUGUAUGUUUGUUUUGUUUUAAAAUGUUUGACUCCUUUGCCUAUUUCAUGGUUCAAAUAUUUUUUCUUGUCAGAGCAAUUUUUGCCAUAAUAUGUUUGCCUUAUUUGGUAUAUAUUUACUUUCUCAAUGUUAUCUUUCUGGUUUCAUGUAAUAAAUAGCACUUUGCUAACAGAAAGGUGAAUAAUUUCUUUGGAAAAUUCAAAUAAAGUAAUGCCAUGUGGUAAAACUUAAUAAUAUACCAAAUUUCAUUUUGCAUGACACUGGAAGUGUCAAUCAAAGAAAAUUAGACCAUAAUAACACAUUGCUUUCUACCAAGUGUACUAAGGUUCCCAAAUUAAAGCACCAAUUUAUUUUCUCUCUUAAGUACAAUCUGCUCAUCUCAGCUAUUGUUAACAGUAAACUGACAGGAAAGAAUAUAUAGUAUAAAGGGUUUGUUAGUAUUAAUAUGUGAUGCUCUAAAACAUUUUUCAACCUGUUAGAAACUCUUCUGGAUUUCUCUCUUUUGCAUGUCAGCUUACAUUGCUGAAGAAUGUCAAGGAUAAUUUAGUGACUAGAUCUGUUCAUUUUUUAGCUGUGAAAAGUUGUAUUUUUCCUCUCUAAGAAUGACUGGCUACUUUAUUAAAGAAAGAACUAACAUGCACA
Messenger RNA from Thamnophis elegans (Western terrestrial garter snake), 5243 nucleotides. RefSeq names its product TBC1 domain family member 5 (gene TBC1D5). The coding region runs from base 290 to 2113 and encodes 607 amino acids. NCBI's taxonomy places the organism in Eukaryota, Metazoa, Chordata, Lepidosauria, Squamata, Natricidae. The record is from RefSeq and is a predicted model, not a curated record. Gene Ontology annotation, biological process: activation of GTPase activity. The transcript is spliced from 19 exons. Gene Ontology annotation, molecular function: GTPase activator activity.